AUGAAAUCUAGAAUCUUGAAGAUAAAAACUUCAGACAAUGAAAUAUCUGAGGUUGAGGAGGCGGUGGCUACCAUGUCUAAAACCAUCAAAAUCAUGGCUGAAGGCUACUCAGGUGGGGUGAUUCCACUUAACAACGUUCACAGCACAAUCUUUGGUAGAGUGAUUGAGUGGUGCAAGAAACAUGUUGACGAUGGUGAAGACUUGGAGUACUACAAGGGAGCACUCAAGAAUUGGGACGCUAUGUUCUUUGAAGUUGAUCAAGCCGUUCUUUAUCAUCUUCUCACGGCUGCAAACUACCUUGAUAUUUUAAGCCUUUGCUCCAUCAAGGAUGUCAAAGAGCUUUUUGUUUACUGUAACUUUCUUAGUUUUUUUCUUUGGUUUUGUGUCUACUUCCCUAUUCUUAACUAUUUCCAAAUAAUUUGA
Durio zibethinus is the source of this 423-nucleotide messenger RNA. The record is from RefSeq and is a predicted model, not a curated record. Lineage: Eukaryota; Viridiplantae; Streptophyta; Magnoliopsida; Malvales; Malvaceae.